Messenger RNA from Striga hermonthica, 1686 nucleotides. Lineage: Eukaryota; Viridiplantae; Streptophyta; Magnoliopsida; Lamiales; Orobanchaceae. The record is from the annotation of a GenBank genome assembly.
AUGGGCAGUUUGCAGAUGGUGGGUUCUGAGGGAAUAGCCAAAAGGCUAUGGAAGAAGCUCCAAAAUGUAAGGGCUUUAGCCCUUUACAGCCCAUUUGUAGUUUGUCUGGGCUCAGCCACUUUGGACCCAAAUUCCUUCAUUCACUGCGUCUCUCAGGAUGUCUACUUUCUUCAAUCUUUUGCUCGCGCGUAUGAGCUAGCAGAGGAAUAUGCAGAUGAUGAUGAGGACAAGGAUGCCAUUGGCAAGUUGAGAAUGCGCGUCUUGAAACGGUUAAGGAAUCAAGAUAAACUUAUAUCUGAGUGGGGCUUUGAGCCACCCAAAGAGUGUUCUCGAGAUGAUGCAACAGCCAAAUACACGGAAUUCUUGAUGGAGACAGCCUCGGGUAAAAUCGUGGGAGAGAAAUUCUCUGUUAAUAUUGUUACGCCUUUUGAGAAGACUAAACUUGCUGCCUACACUCUGAGCGUGAUUUCUCCAUGCAUGAGGCUCUAUUCUUUUAUCAGUAAAGAGAUCCUAGCUCUUCUUGACCCCAAGGAGAGUAAUCACGUCUACAAAAAGUGGCUAGACAGUUUAUCCUCUCAAAAGUUCGAGGCAUCGGCAUCAAGCAUUGAGGACUUGCUCGACAAAUUGAGUGUAUCGUUGACUGGGGAAGAAUUAGAUGUGGUGGAAAGGCUUUACCAUCGAGCCAUGAAGCUCGAGUUAGAGUUCAUAUGGUCUCUACAAGUUGCUCAGAAAACCAUACUCCCCUUUUCUCGUCUCCACAAGCCCAAUUAUGCCGGCCAGGAGGGCAAUCUUGUCAUUUUUUGCGACUUUGACCUGACGUGCACAGCCAUUGACUCUUCUGCUCUAUUGGCUGAGCUGGCAAUACUGGCGACAGCCGAUGUUUGUGAGUCUGAGGAUCUUCGGUCGACAUGGAACGGUCUUUUCAGCCAGUAUGUGGAAGAAUAUCAGCAAUGCAUUGAUAAAAUUUUGUCGGUUGAAGCAGGAAUCGGGGAAUUUAAUCGAGGUAAUGGACUCAAUUACGAAGGUCUAUGCAAAGCACUUGAGCAAAUAUCGGAAGUCGAGAAACGAGCAACCUCAAGAAUGGUCCGUAGUAAUGUGUUGAAAGGUCUAAAUCGAGCGGAGAUUAAAAGAGCUGGCGAGAAACUGGCUUUUCAAGAAGGAUGUAAAAGAUUCUUUGAGGAUUUGAAGGAAAGUAAGAAUCCCAAGAUGAAUGUUCAUGUGCUGUCAUACUGUUGGUCUGGUGAUCUUAUCAAGUCUGCUUUUUCAUCAGAUGAGCAAAUUAUGUUAAACGUGCAUUCCAACGACUUAGUUUAUGAAGAAUCUAUCUCCACGGGCAACAUGAUCACAAACAUGGAAUCACCUAUGGACAAGCUUCGUGCAUUUAACGACGUUGCAAAACCGGACACAAAUAAUAGUAAGACAUCCACAGUUUACAUUGGAGGCUCCGUUGGUGACUUGCUCUGUCUGUUAGAGGCAGAUAUUGGCAUCGUCAUUGGCUCGGGAACAAGCCUAAUGAAGCUGGGAAAUCACUAUGGCGUCUCGUUUGUCCCGUUAUUCUCUGGUUUAGUAAGUAAACAGAGAGAGCUUACGGAAGAUGGCGUUUUUAGUACAAAGGGUACGUCUAAUAUUCUUUAUACGGUUUCGAGUUGGGAUGAAAUUUACGCGUUCGUUUUGGGGCAGUACUAA